AUGACAAGUUGGAAAGAAUGGAUGGGUGACACAUAUUAUGAGAGAGAUGAUAUUCAUCCAAUGGAGACAAAUGAAAUAGAUGAAAAUAAUAGCUUCAAUGAAACUACCCACUCUACAUCCUCGUUCCCAUCGACGGAUCUGUGUGUUUUUCUCCCAUCGACAUCGGCACCACUCCCGUUUCCCACCAGCGGUCGUCCUCAGUCAACCGUUGUCGGCGUCGCCAACCCCCUUCUCCGUUCAAGAUAA
Messenger RNA from Lactuca virosa, 246 nucleotides. The record is from the annotation of a GenBank genome assembly. NCBI's taxonomy places the organism in Eukaryota, Viridiplantae, Streptophyta, Magnoliopsida, Asterales, Asteraceae.